AUGUGGUUGAACUCCUCUUUCCCGCUCAUUCUCUUUGGCCUGCUGAUCGUCAGCUUCAUCGUGCCAGGCACAAAUGGAGGAUCGUGCCCCGGGGGCUGGAUGGCCUACCAGAACCACUGCUAUGGAGUCUUUUACGAAAAACUGACCUGGAAUGCUGCAGAGAAAGAAUGCCAGAGCUACAAUGGACACCUGGCCUCCAUCCUCAGCUGGGCAGAGGCGGACCUGGUGGCCUGGCACAUAGUCAGCAACUACAAACGCCUGGGAUAUGUCUGGAUUGGGCUGCGUGACCGCUGGAAGGUCAGACAAUUUAGAUGGGCAGAUGAUUCCCCAGUCAAGUACACAGCAUGGACUGAGUUUGAGCCCGUCUUUUUAACACUGUCAAAAUACUGUGUCUUUCUGAUAGACUUUAAAGGUUAUAAGGAAUGGAGUACUGCCAGCUGCCAAGAACCCACUGCCUACCUGUGCAAGUUCAUGUCCUCCUGA
This is a messenger RNA of Elgaria multicarinata webbii, 483 nucleotides long. RefSeq names its product snaclec coagulation factor IX/factor X-binding protein subunit A-like. The transcript has 5 exons. Lineage: Eukaryota; Metazoa; Chordata; Lepidosauria; Squamata; Anguidae. Gene Ontology annotation, molecular function: peptidoglycan binding; oligosaccharide binding; signaling receptor activity. Gene Ontology annotation, biological process: venom-mediated disruption of cell wall in another organism; positive regulation of cell population proliferation; antimicrobial humoral immune response mediated by antimicrobial peptide. The coding region runs from base 1 to 483 and encodes 160 amino acids. The record is from RefSeq and is a predicted model, not a curated record.